Molecule: messenger RNA, 6847 nt
Organism: Moneuplotes crassus
Lineage: Eukaryota; Ciliophora; Spirotrichea; Euplotida; Euplotidae
Source: the annotation of a GenBank genome assembly
AGAACUGAACCUUAUCUACAAUCUAUUAUAACUGAUUCUGGAAAGUCUCUGCACUUGGAAUGUCUUGAUUAUCUGCAGUAAAAUGAGGAUGAAGUUGAAGAUCAGGCCCAUUACUGCUAGCAUCCAUGCGUCCUGACCCACUGCAAAUUCGAAUAUAGUAACGAUACAGAGGAUUAUUUCAAUUAUGGUCAGGACUAAUGUGAAAUUGGCAAUGUUGUUCAAUGGCUUCACGAAGAAGUAAUGGUCUGAGAAACUUGCACUUGUAGAAAGCGUUCCAAAGACUCUUGAGUAAAUUAUACGUACGAAAUUCACUCCCACUAUGAAGCUUGUGGAGAUUAUUAGCAGGUAUGAGAUCUUGAAUUUUCUGUACUGGUUCCUGAAGUGAGGAGAAUGGAUGAAUAUAGGCUCGAGGAAUAAGUUGUAGAAGAAUACACCUAAAACCCCUGUGGUAACUAUGUCCAUGAAGCACACAGCAAAUGAGAAUAUUUUGGCAGCUGCCCAAAGAUUAGCCAUUAAAAAGACUCUGUCAAUAAAUUCGAUGAAUGUAAGAUAGGCAUAUAAUUCUUCAAUUGGUUUAGAUGUUCUUCCUUUGAUUAAUGAGACUAUCAAAGAUGCUAUAAUCACAAUAACUGCAGCAAAUCAGAUAAUCAAAAGAAUAAUUAUAACAGGGGAUAAAAUAUCAAAAGCGCUCCUUGUGCAGGUGUUCGUAUCAGGAUCUUCAGUGUAUGGUCUUCUACAGUUUAGCACUCAUUCUCCAGAGGUUAGAUAUAAUUGUCUUCCUCCUUCUGUUUUAUUACAAGUAAUACAUCCACUGGGUAGAUUUGAACUGCAAGUCUUACAAACUCUAUUACAUGCAGGUCAUGUUCCUGUAGUUGGAUCAUAAUAUCCUCCAGAUGAGCAAGAGCUAAGGCAUUUGAAGGUAGCCCAAUCAAGCAAAUUUGAAUCAAAGAAGUCCCAGCAUGAAAAUCAUUUAUCGGCAGCAAGCUCGCAAGACUUGCAUCUACUUGAACAUGGCAAACAAGAUUUAGCUUCAGUGUCUACAUACAUAGAGUCUCCACAGCAUCCUUGAUCACUACAAACACAUUGACCAUUAGUUGGAUUUACAAUAGGGGUGUUUCCUGAAGGACAAGUCAAGCACCAAUUAAGAUCUUUAGAACAAGUUUGUCAGUUUGAGUUACAAUUUCCAUUAGAUGGGGUACUUUCACAUUGAUUGUCAGAAUUGACUUGAGUAUUCUUGCUGCAUGAUGUACCUCAGGAGCCGUCUUCAAAGUAAAAGUCUGUAUUACAAGUCACACAAUCAUUGCUAUUAGGACCAGUGCAGGUUGCUCAACUAUGAUGACAUUUAUAACAAGUCUUAUCUUGAAGGUAAUAUCCAUUACUACAAGCUGAAACACAAGUAUCAUCCUGUAAGAAGGGAAUGUCAGAAGGACUUUUGCAUGAAUCACAAGAAGUAGCUGUUCCAGAGCAUGUUAAACAAUUCGAGUCACAAGUUGAGACAGGAUCAACAAUUGUAACAGGUGUAUCAACGUCUUUUCCAGCAAUAGGGUUAUCACUUGGAGAGAAUAUUUGAAUUUUAAAUGUCCCUGUAUCUCCUGUUGUUGAUGGGUUUUUGAAUAAUCCUAUCUUUACACCGAAUUGACCUGUAUUAGUAGCUGAAGGGAAUAGCCCAGUUACCUUUACAGUAACAGCUCCUCCACUUGAGCCGAUGCUGCAAGCAAUUGUAACAGUAGAUGCGAAGAUAUUGGAACAAGUAUCAAAUGCAGCAGCUCCUCCUGAAUUUGCAGUAGAAACAGUUAUUGAAGUUGGAGCAGUGAUAACUACAUAAGAGUUUUGAGGAAUUGUGGUAUCAGCAGUGAAAAUGACAUCAUAAUUUGUAUCUGCAUUUGCUGAAGGGUUCUCUGGAUCAAUAAUGACAUUAGAAACUGGAGCGAUUUCUAAAGCAGAAAAUAGAUUUUCAACUGUAGCAGUAGUUCCUUGGUCAAUAAGAUAACCAGCAGAAGUAUAAGACGCCAUUGUUAUACCAGUUGUAACUGUUGUUUGUGAAGGAGGAUUUUUAACCCAUUCAACUUUAAUAUUAAGCAAAGAGUCUACUGCACAUCCAGAGGCAGAGCAGACUGAGUUAAAUCUAAGAGUGUUUAUCGCACCACUAGAAUAUAGUGCCUUUACAGUAGCAAUACUCGCUGAAUUAUUGGUGAGUAAAGUAACAGUUAAAUCUUCUCCCAUGUCAUAAACAACAUCAUCUGGAAUGGUCAUCAACAAGUAUCCAUCUGAGCUUAGUGUGUUUGACGAGAAUUUAAGAUAAAUUGUUAAAUCAAUUUUUACAUCAACUGUGUCACUUGUUCUUGUAAUUUCAGGUGCAAUAUAGCUUAAUGCAUCAGGAAGAAGAGUGGGAGUUGCAGAGAUGGAUGAGCUGAUGCCAUCAAUAAAGUAUACUCCUCCUGAAAGACCACUUUUUAUUGUAAAAGAAUCAGAUGCAGUGAGAGGAUCUUUAAUCCAUCCAAUAUUUUUCAUAAAUGAGCUCUUUAAUCAAAUAUUAAUAGUCGAUCCUCCUGUGCAAGCUCUUCCAGAUGCAGUAGUUCAAUAAUCAUGUAUUUGAACAGUCCUUGUGUCAGAAUUCGCUGUGCAAGUAACAGUAGCUCCUGUGGAUCAAUCAGUAGCACUACAUGAUAAAAUUGUGGCUGUUGUGUCUAUUAUAGCAUCACUCUCAGUAGGCAUAAUGAAUGUAAAUACUCCAUUUGAGGGGACAUCAUUUGCAACUUUGAAUGAGAAUAAGAAAUUUGUAUUUCUUCCAACUUUUAGUCCAUCAUUGUCUGAGUUUAGAGCAUCUCUUGUCACUGUAGCAUCUGUGAUAGAUCCGAGGCCAGAUACAGAAUAAGUGAAUCCGCUUGUGACUCCAUCAAUGCUAUAAUAUGUUCCUGAGACUUGCUCUUGAGAAUAUAUCACAAAGGAAUUAGUUGGCUGAGUAUUUGAAGGAUUUGUGAUACUUGCAAAUGUGACUGUUAUUUCUUGCCCAGCAACACUUGAUGUUUGAGAAUGAGUUGCAAUAACAGACUUCCCAGCAACAGAUCAUGCCAUUGAGUUAGAUCCUAUUGUAGCAGUGCAUCCUGUUGAGGUAACAGUAAGAUCACUUGGAAUUGUCAAGGAGAUUUGUCCAUUACUUGCUUUGUUUGGGAAAGUGUAUACAGUGGUAAACUUCACAAUCAAGCUACAAGUUGCUUUAAUAGUAUCACACCCUGAGUUAUCAAAAGCAGUGUUGAUGAAAGGAUUUGGAGCAAUUGUAAUAGUGUUUGAAGUAGACCCAUAUCCAAUAUCACUACUUGAUGUUUUUGUAAUUACAUAGAAGCUUUCUCCAACAUUCUGGGUAUUCUCUCUAAUUUUAAUGUUGAAUUGGAAGAUCAUAGCUGUAGUUGAGAGACAUGCGCUUGCAUCUCAUGGGUUCGUGACAGAAAUAGUAGUAAUGUACCCUCCAGAUGUUGAAUAUGUGCAGGUCAAAACACUUGCUGAAGGAGUGAUUUGAGAGCAAGAUUGAGUGGUUGGUAAAGAGGCAAAUCCUGUUGGGAAUCCGAAUUCAAUUAUUGCUCCAGUAGGUAGACCUGAGCCUGGGAGGAAUCCAUAGCUAAUCACUGUUUCAGCAUAUACUACUGCUGAAGUUACUUCCAAUGCAUUUACAGUCACAGCUACUCCUUCAAGAUCUGGAGUUGGCUUUAAACCGCUAUACAUUCCAUCAAUUGGAUAUGAAAGAGCAGUUGCUGUGAGAACUUCCCAACUUGUUGUUGCAAUAUUUGCUGAGAGUCUGGAUGGAUUUGUCACUGAUUGAAUAUAGAAUGAAAUGGCGGUACCUCCAGCACAAUCAGCUCCUCCUGCUGUACACCAUUCAUUAAUAGUGACAACAUAGUAGCUUCCUAUUGUUUGUGUAGAACAGGUUAGAGCAGUUGACAGAUCUCCAAGAAGACAAGCAGCAGGAACUCCAGAUAUUUGGUCUGUAGGCAUUCUUAAUAAGAUUUUUCCUCCAUCAGGGAACGGAUUCUUAGUCGUGAAAGAAACUGUUAAACCAACUGAUGCACUUAAAGCUGUAUCAUUCCUGGUUAUUGUGGCAGUAACUGGAGUUGGAAGAAUUUCAGUUACAUCUGAGUUUGGCUUGAUAUCUCUAUUUACUACUGCUCCAGUUGAAUCUGUAGUGUAUGAAACAAAAUUUCCAGUUAAUGGCUCAACAUAGUUUGGAUUUUUAAUUCCUCCAGCAAUCUUGAAUUGAUAAGAACCAAUUGCACAGGCAGUUGUACAAACAGAAGUAAGCUCAAGUUGAGUCAACCAAGUGUCAGUCCCAUCAUAAGUUGGGGAUACUCCAGCGACUGUUGUUCCAAAAUCGGUUCCAGUAGUGGCUGCUAUGGUUGAGGAUGAAUCUUUGUAAAUUCUCUUAUCUGGGAAAGUAAAAAUGACUUUUCCUCCAGCAGGAAUCUCUGAUGUAGUAUCAAAUGAAAACACAUAUUCAGUUGUACUUAGUGUGUAUCGCUGGUUUUGAUGAGUGAUCACAUGGUUAUUCAAUGCUCCGACUUCGAGAUCCGGAGAAGCGUUCAAGGGUGAGGGAGCUUUGAAUAUUGCAUUUGAUGAAGGUGAAAUGAAGUUGAUUAAGAAUGGGUCUGUAGUCACUGCAGAUACAGCUGGGUUUUUAGCAGAAGAUAUUAUUAUUCCAAAGGCUUGACCUGUUGCUCAAUUUCCUGAUGUGCAUUUCCACUCAUUUAUAGUGACAUAAUUGUAGGUCGAUGUAGCAGUCGGAGUCGCACUGCAAGUCAAAGCAGCAUUGUUAGAUGAAUCUACACAUGUAAAUGCUGAACCAUCGAGGGCAAUUUGAUUAAUUGGGAGUCCAAUCUGUAUUGUUGAUGCAUCAAGUAGAACUCCAGGUGUUGUGAAGGAUAGAGUGAAUGUAGAAGUAGCACCUUGAGAUGUUGCAGAUCUCACAACUGUUGCAGGAGAUAGCUCACCAGCUGUCAACGUAGUUACAGUGCUCAGAUCUAAAGUUCCUGUUCCAAUGCUUUCAGUAUCGGAUGCUUUUGUGGAAUAAGUAAGGGUUCCAGUAAAUGCUUUAGCUUCAAGAAUAUUUCUCACAUUAUGAAUUCUUAUAGUGUAUGUUGAAGUUGAGUCACAAGCACACAGUCCUUCAACUUUUAAAGCUGAUAAAUAUCCUGAUGUGAAAGUUGAGGUACAUGUGAUGGCUGUUGCAGUCCCACUAACAACUUUAGAGCAUGUCACAGAAGAAGUUGACUCUAGCAAGAAUUCUGCACUAAAUGCAAGCUGAACAAAGUCACUAGCCAGGACAGUGGAUCCAAGUACAGCUGAGAUAUCAACAUAGCCAUCUUUAGCAACCGUAGCACUUUCAAAGCUUACAGCAAUACUGUUGAUAGUAGCUUGUUCUAUUGAGGGAGUUGCAACAAUGUUUGCAGUAGAUUUAUCUAUUUGGUAAAGUUGGUCGGGAGUUCUUGACUCGUAUAUAACAUAGUUUGAAAAAGAAGAAACAACAGUCCUUGGAUUCUUGAAUCCUUGAGUAAUUGUGAUCUCCAUUGUUGUACCAUCAGCACAAAUAGCUGCUCCCCCAUUACAGAACUCUUGAUAUUCCAAGACUACAUGGGUAGAACUAGUAGAGACAACUGUCAUUGCAUUGACUGUGCUUGAUGAUGAUUGUUUGUAUUGAAUUGUGUCGGUUGUCCUAGCAAAUUGAUCUAGUGGUACCAUCACUCUAAUAUAAGAACUAGCUAAGAUUCUGUUUGUUAGAGUAACACUUGCAGUGAUUUCUGUGUUGGCAUCAGCUUGAGCUACAGAUCUUACAGCUGUUCCAGUGCAUGUGUUUGUUGUUAAAGUUUGUAAAGCAGUGGCACUAGUUUCAAUUACUAUAUCAAGGACAUCAUUAUUAUAGUAAGUGCUUGUUCCAUCGUAUCCUUGAGUAGCAGCAGUUAUUGUCCCAGUUGGAGCUUUAGUGCUGAAUGGAUUUUUAAACCCAGUAAAGGUAACAGUAUAAGCUCCGGCUGCUCAAGUAUUUGAGGUGCAUGCCAUUGGUACUCUUACAGUAGCAACUUCAUUUCCGUAUGAGACUGCAUUAUAAGUUGCUGCUCAACCAGUUGUAGCAUCUGCUCCAUUGAAGGUGCAUGCUAAUGAGGACCCUUGAUAAAGGAAUCCUGAUGGCACAGUGAAUGAGAAGAAGACUCCAUUAGCUUCAGUUAUACUGUUUGUGGUAAUAAACUGAACAGUAUAAGUUACUUCAGCUCCAACUACAUUUGAAUCUCUAGAAAUUGUCACUGAAGUCAGAGGUCCUGCCUGAAUACUUGGGGUUGCCAUUAAGGAAGAUGUAAUGCUAUCUAUGAUUAAAGAAGCGCUUGUAUCAACAUAUAUCUUAAAUGAGUUUGAAGGAGGGAAUGUACUUGUAGGAUUCUUCAGGCCAAUGGUUCUAAAUCUGAUAUUUUCACUUCCUGCAGCACAUGCGUUGCCUCCAAUUGAUCACCAUUCAGUAAAUAUAACAGUAAUAUAAGUUGCACUUGAGGUUACACUUGUUGGAGUAAGAGCACUUCCAAUUGUUCCGGUAGAUGAUACUUGGAAAAAGGUUAAAAGACUUGUGCUUGCUACAUCUAAUUGCACUUGAUCUAGAGGAUAUUCAACUUUAAUUGAUGAACCAGAAAGUAUAGGAUUUGCACUGGUAGUUUUGAUGUCUAGCUCAGUUGCUGUAUUAAUCAAAGAACUACUCAAUCGAGAUACAGACGCACUAGUUAAUGUCCCAUACACAUUUGGCUGUAUUCUAAUAUUUGUAAGAUCUUGAUCAAUGUCAUAAGUUGUAGAUGAUUCAGUUACAGUAGAUUUGAAA